Molecule: messenger RNA, 2523 nt
Organism: Eurytemora carolleeae
Lineage: Eukaryota; Metazoa; Arthropoda; Copepoda; Calanoida; Temoridae
Product: sodium channel protein Nach
Exons: 21
Coding region: 3-1973 (656 amino acids)
Biological process (GO): sodium ion transmembrane transport
Cellular component (GO): membrane
Molecular function (GO): ligand-gated sodium channel activity
Source: RefSeq, a predicted model, not a curated record
AAAUGUCGGUUGUUGUUCCAACUGAGAAGUCCAGAAAGGUUUUUGAUCUUGAUGUUGAGGAUGAUGAUACGGAUAAGAAACCUGGAAUGGGAGCUGUGGCCAAGGCUGAAUUUGAAGAUUAUAUGGCUAAUGCUACCAUAGCUUGUCUCAGAUUUAUAGUUGAGGAUGGAAUACAUUGGAGUGGAAAAGUUCUCUGGGUUGUACUACAGAUUCUGAUUUCCAUUUUCUUCAUCUACAUGCUGCUUCCUAUUCUGCAGAAGUAUUCUGAUUCUCCGAUCAUCAUCAGUGUUGAGACAACCAACUAUAAUAUUGCUAACAUCAAGUUCCCAGGAGUAACCGUCUGCUCAAACUUCAGGAUUUCAAACAACAAUUUCAAGAAAACCAUUAAGAAAACUCCGUGGAAACAAUAUGAAAAGGAUGAUUUGCAUCAGUUGGUAACCAACCUUGUAAAGUUUCAAUCGGAUCCGGAAUUAAUUGUUAAAACAGAAGGUUCAGAGAAGAUUAUGGUUAAAGAGGAUGUCAACAUUUCUUCAUUAAUGUCCCAGAUUUUACCAAACUGUGAACGUAUGUUUCUCUACUGUAAAUGGCAGGGGAAGCAAGUAGAAUGUAAAGAUUUUGUUCAAUUGAGAAAAACGGAUUCUGGAUUUUGCUGUUCCUUCAACACUAUCAAUAUUGCGGACAACUUUGAAAAGGAAUCCAGUGGCAGCUCUGAGGAUGAAGAUUAUUAUGAUGACUAUGUUGAGUAUGGAGAGAAUGAUGAUUAUGAUUAUAAUGUUGGGACUGCAGCAGGGGAUCCUACUGAUUCUGCAGAAGAGGAAACAACAACUCAAGGAACAGCGCCUACAGUAAGAUAUCCCGGUGUCAUUGCAGGUUAUGAAAAGGAUACUGACAAUAUGUGUCUUAAUAAGCCAGGAUCUACAACUGGAGAAAGUCAAGCUCCCCCAGCUCCUGCAGUUCCACCCAAAAAGCAGGAGAAGAAAGAGACUGUGAUAUUUAACACUAACCUUGCUGGCCCUGAUUUUGGUUUUACUUUUAAUAUUGAUCCAAACUUAGCUGAUGAAUUUGUCAAUACUUGGGAUGAACAUACUUCAACUGAUUAUUUUACAGGAUUCAAGGUUUUGAUUCAUUCACCUGAUGAGUUCCCCGAAGUAUCUGCAAAAUCCAUUCCAAUCCAUGAAGGAACAGAGACAUUUAUCGCAUUGUCUGCACAAGUCACAAAAUCAACAGAGAGUGUGCAAAGCAUGUCACAGACAAGAAGAUCAUGUCUUUUGGAAAAUGAAGUCAAUGUGCCGGAUUUAAAUGUGAACCUCAAUGUAUUUAAGUCUUACAGUCAGGCAAACUGCUUACUUGAAUGCCAGGCUGCAGCAACUCUCAGUCUCUGUAACUGUUUGAUGUACUACUAUCCAAAGUUCCCUAAAAAGUUUGUUGCUGCUAAUCUAAAGCAAGGAAACAACUCAGCAUGCACUUUUGACCAGCUCCAGUGCUUGGUAAAUAAAACAGGGUUUUUGAAUGCAAAUGUUGGAAAAACAACCAUCAAAUACCCGGGGGUUCAAGAUGGUAUAGUCUGUGAUUGUCCUGAUGACUGUGAUCAAACGAUGUACACCAAGGAGAUCACUUCAGCACCUCUUAGGGACAACAAUAAUGCCUGGUUUAAUAAGAUACUUUGUCUGAAAGGACAAUGUACCACCUCCAACCAAUUAUUUAAGAAGGAGUACGAUGCUUUUUCCAAAUAUUACAAUGGAGACUCUUGCGUUGAUGAGACAUUUGAGAAGAAAUUGUUGAAGAACUCCUUGGUUCAUGUUUAUUUUAAAGAUCUGGGUGUGACUAAGUUCUCUAAGGAUCAGCUGUUUGGUUGGGUAGAUAUUCUAGCUCUGGUUGGAGGGACUUUUGGUCUCUGCAAUGGAUUCUGUUUGUUAAGUGGAUUUGAGAUUCUCUACUAUCUCUUUCUUCACAGAUAUCUCAAGAGAGAUUAAUCGAUGUAAACUAGAAUACACCAGUUGGGAAUUCACACUUGAGACAUCAAAAUUAACAUUUUGUGCAGUGAUUUGUCCUGGUAUGACCAACUUUUCAAAGUGGUAAUUUUUCCGAUUGUAAAGUGUAAAGUGAGCACUUAUCUAUAUUUUUAGCUCAUAUAUUUAAAACUUUAGGGUAUAAUAACUGCUAAAAUUUAAAAAGGCCCUACAGAACUCCAAAUCUGUUUUUCUUGAAUUUAUUAUGUCAUCUAGAAUUUUCUAAGGCAUUGGCAAGAAAGUUUUGACAAAAUUCAAAAUUAAGCAAGUUAUGUUAAAAACCUUCAAAAAGUAAGAAAACAAUUUUAUGAAAUAAAAAAUUAUAGUGCAAUGGAUUAAGCUACCAGCCAAGGCCACUUGUGCCAUUUUUUAAAUAAGUUAUCAUUGGUGGACACCUUACUGCUCAAUACUUAGGAUCUGGAUCCAGAUCCAUUGGAUUCUGCUAAUUUUCAAUUCCAUGAAUCUGGAACCCAAUCUGCAAAAUUUAGCAGAUUUAAGGAUUUAAAUCAAAAUA